Molecule: messenger RNA, 1048 nt
Organism: Saccostrea echinata
Lineage: Eukaryota; Metazoa; Mollusca; Bivalvia; Ostreida; Ostreidae
Product: tRNA-dihydrouridine(20a/20b) synthase [NAD(P)+]-like
Exons: 7
Coding region: 85-1038 (317 amino acids)
Biological process (GO): tRNA processing
Molecular function (GO): tRNA dihydrouridine synthase activity; flavin adenine dinucleotide binding
Source: RefSeq, a predicted model, not a curated record
AAUAUUUGACAAUCGUUUUAAUGGAUGUGCAUAAAAAACAAUUAUUAUGCGUUAAUCAUGGUUUAACCUAAAGAUUCUGUAAAAAUGAGUAGGCCUAAUGAUCAUGAUUUUUCUUGGACUAAACCAAUGGAUCUAUUCUCAGAGAAGAAGAUGGUUAAGAUAUGUGCUCCAAUGGUCAGAUAUUCAAAGUUGCCAUUUAGGACUUUGGUGAGAAAGUAUGACUGUGAUCUGGCAUUCACACCAAUGAUUGUGUCCAAUUCAUUCAUUCACUCGGUGAAAGCAAGGGACAGUGAAUUCACAACAUGUUCUACUGACAGACCAUUGAUUGUACAGUUUGCAGCAAGCAACAGUAAGGACUUGGCCGAUGCUGCUGAAAUAGUUGCCCCAUAUUCUGAUGGUGUAGAUUUGAAUUGCGGAUGCCCUCAGAGAUGGGCUAUAGCAGAAGGUUACGGAGCCUGCUUGAUAAAGAAACCAGAGUUAGUGCGAGACAUGGUGAAUCAAACUCGAGCACGAGUCUGUAACUCAGACUUCACAGUCUCAAUCAAAAUCAGGAUACACAAUGAUCUCAGGGAAACUGUUGACCUUUGUCAAAAGGCAGAAUAUGCUGGUGUAUCUUGGAUAGCAGUCCAUGGUCGAACGAAGGACCAGCGGGCAGAACCGGUAAAUAAAGAAGCAAUAAAGCUCAUCAAAGAGAGUGUUAAUAUUCCUGUGAUAGCCAAUGGUGACAUUAGAAGCCUGCAAGAUGCAGAAGAAAUACAGGGGGUUACAAAAGUAGAUGGGGUCAUGGCUGCAAGAGGUAUUCUUCAAAAUCCUGCCAUGUAUGGUGGUUUUGAGCAUACACCGCUACAAUGUGUUCAAGAUUGGAUCGACAUUGCCAUGUACUCCGGAGUGACAUACCCUAUUUUCCACCAACACCUGAUCUAUAUGAUGGAAAGGUUGUUCUGCAGAGCAGAGAGGAGGGUGUUUAAUGUACUAGCGAGUACAUCUGCAGUGCUGGACUAUCUUGAGACACAUUACAGUAUAUCAAAUAAAGCUUAGAAAUUAUGAA